AUCUCCCUCCAUCGUACAUCCCAAUCUUCACAAACUCUCCAACUCAACACGCUUCUAUAAUGUGCGGCAUUUUUGGUUAUUGCUCGUACCUACAAGAGAAAGACCGCAAAGAAGUCCUCGAAGUUCUCUGCAAUGGGCUUGCGCGUCAAGAGUAUCGUGGAUAUGAUUCGGCUGGUCUUGGUAUAGAUGGCGAUAAGCCAGGCGAAGUCGUUUACUUCAAGGAGGUUGGCAAGGUCGCAGGCUUGCGCAAGCGCAUAGCCGAGUCCAACAUUGACACUACGAAGUCAUUUGUCUCACAGGUGUCUAUUGCUCACACUCGGUGGGCCACCCAUGGUCCCCCGUCCUACCACAACUGCCAUCCUAUCCGUUCAGAUGUCACAAACGAGUUCAUGGUUGUUCAUAAUGGAAUUGCUACCAACGCGGCAGAGCUCCGACAGGUCCUCCAGAAGCGUGGCUACAAGUUUGAGUCGGACACCGACACGGAGGCAGUCGCUAUUCUCACUAAAUAUGUAUACGAUUCCCAGCCCAACAAGCGUAUUACUUUCACAGAACUGAUCAAGACCGUAUUGAAAGAGCUGGAGGGCUCCUUUGCGUUUGUUUUCAAAUCUGUCCAUUAUCCGAACGAGAUUGUCACUGCUCGUCGUGGUUCGCCCCUUCUGAUUGGUGUCAAAACAGAAAAGAAACUCAAGGUCGAUUUUGUUGACGUCGAACUUGCUGGACCUGAAGCUGAAAAUAAAACAGUCGAUUCGCUUGCACCCUCAGGCCCAUCCGCCUUACUGGCUCCUCCUACAGGCCCAAAGAUCCAGCGUACUCAGUCUCGUGCGUUCAUGUCUGAGGAUGGCCUUCCCCAACCUAUAGAAUUCUUUAUCGCCUCUGACGCCUCCGCUAUUGUUGAGCACACUAAACGCGUCCUUUAUCUUGAAGAUGAUGACAUUGCCCAUAUUGCCGAAGGUCAGCUACAUAUUCACCGACUCCGUCGUAACGAAGCUGGUGGCCCUCCUACUCCUGCUACACGUAGUAUUGAGACACUGGAGAUUGAGAUCGCUGCGAUUAUGAAAGGAAAGUUUGACCAUUUCAUGCAGAAGGAAAUCUACGAACAACCCGAUUCUGUUGUGAACACGAUGCGUGGACGCGUCAAUUUCGACUCGAGCCGAAUUACUCUUGGUGGAUUGCGUGCUUAUUUGCCGAUCAUGCGUCGUGGCCGAAGAAUUGUAUUCUGUGCGUGCGGAACGAGCUAUCAUUCCGCUCUUGCUACGCGCGCGAUUUUUGAGGAGUUGACCGAAAUACCCGUCAGCAUCGAGUUGGCUUCUGAUUUCUUGGACCGUAAAACCCCGAUUUUCAGGGACGAUGUUUGUGUGUUCGUGAGUCAGAGUGGAGAGACCGCAGAUACGAUCUUGGCUCUGAAGUACUGUUUGGAGCGUGGUGCAUUAUGUGUUGGUGUCGUCAACACCGUAGGCUCAACAAUCUCUCGUGAGACCCAUUGUGGUGUGCACAUUAACGCAGGUCCUGAAGUUGGUGUUGCGUCAACAAAGGCAUAUACUUCGCAAUACAUCGCUCUUUUAAUGAUGGCGCUGCAAUUAUCCGAGGAUCGUAUCUCGUUCACCGAGCGCCGCAAUCAGAUCAUCGAGGGUUUGCAUGCUUUGCCUGGCCAGAUCAAGAAGGUGCUCGAGGGUGACAAAAGUUUACAAGAGUUGGCGACUGGUAUCCUUGCUAACUCACGUAGUUUACUUCUUAUGGGCAGAGGAUAUCAGCAUGCGACGUGUCUGGAGGGUGCUCUCAAAAUCAAGGAAAUCAGCUAUAUGCACUCGGAAGGUAUCCUUGCUGGCGAGCUCAAGCAUGGGCCCCUCGCUCUUAUUGACGAAAACAUGCCCGUGAUUAUCGUGAUGACGCGAGACUCCUUGUACCCGAAAGUGCAAUCUGCGUUUUCGCAGAUCACUGCGCGCAAGGCACAACCGAUUGUGAUCUGUAACGAAGGCGACGAUGGAAUUUCCAAGGGAGUCAAGACUAUCCGCGUUCCCCAAACUGUUGACUGUCUGCAAGGCUUGUUGAACAUCAUUCCUUUGCAGUUGUUGAGUUAUCACUUAGCUGUAAAGAACGGCUUCGAUGUUGACUUCCCAAGGAAUUUGGCCAAGUCCGUCACGACUGAGUAAAUGACAAGUCUCACUCUUCAUAUUAGGAGAUGUUAUUCCUUUGAGAUGGACGGUCAAAAUUACCCUGUACCAGUAACCAUGGACUUGAUGGACGGUCUCGUUUUUUCCUUUGUAUUUCGUGUCAUUAGCAUACCACCCUUAGCAUUGGACUCUUGUUAGCCUCGUUCAUUACUACUUCGAUAUCCCUUACGGUACUAUUUACCAGGUCUUCCAACUCUGGAACUGGUACGUUGUUGACGUUGGUGAAGUACUUUAAAUGUUUUAAUAGAAUAAAUAGUUUGCAUGAACGAGCGUUAGCUGAUUCA
This is a messenger RNA of Serpula lacrymans var. lacrymans S7.9, 2455 nucleotides long. RefSeq lists its product as uncharacterized. Lineage: Eukaryota; Fungi; Basidiomycota; Agaricomycetes; Boletales; Serpulaceae. The transcript is spliced from 7 exons. Bases 60 to 2150 code for a protein of 696 amino acids. Gene Ontology annotation, molecular function: L-glutamine:D-fructose-6-phosphate transaminase (isomerizing) activity; carbohydrate derivative binding. The record is from RefSeq and is a predicted model, not a curated record. Gene Ontology annotation, biological process: protein N-linked glycosylation; fructose 6-phosphate metabolic process; UDP-N-acetylglucosamine metabolic process.